AUGAUAAUAUCUUGUGAUGUAGUACAUUUUCAGUGGUGGAAGAGACCAUACAACGUUGCUGCAUUGUGUCUGGGGCUGCUGUGUGUUCUCCUACUGGCUGGGAUCAUAGGCCUGUGUGUACACUGUAAAGACCAGCUACAGACCAGUUAUAGCACCCUGACUAAAGAUAGAGACCAGCUACAGAGGGAGACAAUCAGACUGAACAAGAAGCGCAAAGAGAGACCUUGUCACGAAGGAUGGAUGAAGUUCGAAACCAGCUGUUACUUCCUCUCAACUGUGAAUAAAACCUGGGAGGAGAGCAGAAUGGACUGUCUAAGGAGAGAAGCCCACCUUGUGAUCAUAAACAACAGAGAGGAACAGAUAUUUAUCAAUGGGUUAAACGGAGCAAAUAAACAAAUCUGGAUUGGUCUGACUGACACAUUUGCUGAGGGAACCUGGAAAUGGGUGGACGGCACACCACUGACUACCACGUAUUGGGGGGAUGGACAGCCUAAUAGCUGGAAAGAAACAGAGCAGGACUGUGGGGAGUUUGUACACCGUUCAACAGACCCAGGGGAUUGGAAUGACGAUGGGUGUUCCGUUGAACAAUACUGUGUCUGUGAGAAAUAG
This is a messenger RNA of Salvelinus namaycush (lake trout), 609 nucleotides long. Its product is annotated as CD209 antigen-like protein C. Lineage: Eukaryota; Metazoa; Chordata; Actinopteri; Salmoniformes; Salmonidae. The coding region runs from base 1 to 609 and encodes 202 amino acids. The record is from RefSeq and is a predicted model, not a curated record. The transcript has 5 exons.